CUCCUUUGUUCUUCUCUCUUCCAGAGCCGAGCAGAGGAGCCUGUGAAAAUAUCCGCCGCUCCCUGCGCAAGUGGACGGGAAGAAGCAGACUCUUUGACCUUGGGAAAUGAAGAUGUUGUUGCCAUGGGAACUGUUAAUCCUCCUGUCACUCAAAGCGUGCCUCGCCGAGAAUACACGUCAUGGCCCUGUCUUCACCCAGGAACCCAGUGACAGCAUUUUCCCCAUGAGCACCGGUGACAAGCAGGUGUUCAUAAAUUGCAAAGCGAAGGGGAAUCCAUCGCCACAUUACAGGUGGAAAGUGGAUGGGAAGGACAUCAACACGGACUCAGACGUGAACUACAGCCUGGUAGAGGGAAACCUGUUGAUCAGCAACCCUCACGUCAUCAAUCAUGGAGGAGUGUAUCAGUGCAUCGCGACCAACACGUUCGGCACGGUGGUGAGCAGAGAGGCCAAAGUCCAGUUUGCAUUUCUGCAGAACUUCAGCAAAAAGCCGAGGAACACGGUGUCGGUGAGAGAGGGUCAAGCCGUGGUUCUGCUCUGCGGCCCUCCGCCCCAUUACGGAGAGAUCAAGUAUUCCUGGGUUUUCAACGGACAGCGCAGCUUCCUGCAGCAGGAUGCCCGUCGUUUCAUCUCGCAGAAGACAGGCAAUUUGUACUUCGCCAAAGUGGAGGCCUCGGACGCGGGGAACUACACCUGCGCGGUGAGAAACAUGAUGACCAACGCCACCGUGCUCAGCUCUCCAACCCCCGUGGUGGUGCGCCGGGACGUGGUGAUGGGCGAGUACGAACCAAAGAUCGAGGUUCAGUUUCCCGACACCAUCCACGUCUCCAAAGGCUCAUCGGUGAAACUGGAAUGCUUUGCCUUGGGAAACCCCGUGCCUUCCAUUUCAUGGAGAAGAGCCGAUGGAAAUCCACUCCCUGGCAAGAUUAAAAUCAACCACUCCAGUGGGGUUCUGGAAAUUCCAUAUUUUCGCCCAGAGGACGCCGGCGUGUACGAGUGCGUGGCUGAAAACAGCAGAGGACGAAAUGCUGCCAGAGGGCAACUUGUGUUCCACAAUGUCGAACAUCUGCACUGGGUGCAGACUCUAAAAGACGCCCAUAUGGCGAUUGAUGCUAACCUGCAGUGGGAAUGUAAGGCCGCUGGAAAGCCGAGACCUUCGUACAGAUGGCUGAAGAAUGGUCAGCCACUAACAACAGAGGGGAGGAUCCACGUGGAAGCCGGUAGACUGACUAUAUCCAGGAUUAGUCUGCUGGACUCGGGCAUGUAUCAGUGCGUGGCAGAAAAUGAACAGGGAUCUAUCUACGCCAGCGCCGAGCUCAAGGUUGUGGCCUCGCCGCCCGACUUCACGCGCCGGCCCGUGAAGAAGUCCACAGUGAUCCAGCGUGGCGGCGAGGUGGUGUUGGAGUGUCGCCCCCACGCCUCCCCCAGGGCCACAGUCUCCUGGUGGAGAGGUGCUGAACUCCUGAAGGACAGCGUGAGACGGACCAUCAUGAGCGACGGGACGCUCCGGAUCACCAACAUCUCCAAAUCGGACGCCGGCAGGUACACCUGCGUGGCCAGGAACCAGUUUGGGACGUCGAGCAGCGCCGGAACGCUGGUGGUGAAAGAGCCCACCAGGAUCACCGUGCCGCCCCUGAGCCUGGACGCCACCGUGGGACAGAGCCUGGUGCUGCCGUGCGAGGUGUCCAGCGACUCCACGCUCAGCCCCGUCUUCAAGUGGUACUUCAACGGGAAAGCCAUCGACUUCAGCAGGCAGGAGCACUUCGAGAUGAUCGGAGGGGGAUUUGCGGGCGACCUGAUGGUGAGGAACAUUCAGCUGAAGCAUUCUGGGAAAUACGUGUGUAUGGUGCACACCGAAGUGGACACGGUUUCCGCAGCAGCAGACCUGAUCGUCAGAGGUCCUCCAGGAGCCCCGGAGAGCCUGGUGGUGACUGACAUUACUGACACCACUGUGCAGCUAUCCUGGGGCUCUGGACCCGACAACCACAGUCCUGUUACCAGGUACAUGGUGCAGGCUCGGACCCCCUUCUCUAUCGGCUGGCAGACCGUGAGGACAGUUCCUGAUUCUGUGCCUGGACAGAUGAUGCAUGCCACGGUGACAGAUUUGAACCCCUGGGUGGAUUAUGAAUUCAGGGUGGUGGCAAUCAACAGUGUUGGCGUUGGCGAGCCCAGCACGCCGUCCAAACAGAUUCGAACCCAAGCCGCAGCUCCCAAGGUCGCACCCGUCACCGUGAGCGGCGGCGGAGGAGCUCGAGGAGAACUUGUUAUUGUGUGGGAGCCGGUUCCAGAGGAACAGCAGAGCGGAGAGGACUUCGGCUACGUCGUGGCGUUCCGCCCGCUCGGCAGCAGCACCUGGAUCCAGACGGUUCUGGCUUCGGCAGACGCGUCCAGAUACGUCUACCGCAACGACAGCGUGGCGCCGCUGUCUCAGUUCGAGGUGACGGUGGGAGUGUACAACAGCGUGGGAGAGGGGCCGUUCAGCCGGGUGGUCCGAGUGUUUUCUGCAGAGGAAGAGCCGUCUGAAGCUCCGUCCCGGGUGUGGGCCCGCGCCGUGUCUGCCUCCGAGGUGGAGGUGUUCUUCGAGCCGAUGGCCUCCAAGUCCAGCCGGGAGAAGAUCAUCGCGUACGAGGUUCUGUUCUGGGAGGAAGGAUCUCAGCAGAGCGAGGCGGACAGGGUGCGAGUCGUGAACAGCACGGCUCUGCUCUCCGGCCUGAAGGCCAGCAGGGUGUAUCUGAUCUCGGUCAGAGCCCAGAACAGCGCCGGACUCGGACCCUGCAGCCCGCCGUUCAACAUCACCACCAAGAAACCACCGCCGAGCCAGCCGCCGGGGGGCAUCCAGUGGAACCUCACCAACUCCAAGAUCUUUCUAAAUUGGGAGCACGUCAAGGCGAUGGAGAAUGAGUCUGAGGUGACAGGAUACAAGGUUGUUUAUCGCCAGAACUGGCAGGGCAGGACCGCUGUGCUGGAAACCAAUAAGACCAGCAUCGAGCUGCAGAUCCCGUCGGGUGAGGACUACCUCAUCGAGAUCAAAGCCCUGACCGAGGGCGGCGACGGCACCGGCAGCGGCCCCAUCCGCAUACCAAAGAUGUCCAGUCUUAACUCAAAAGGAUCCCUGUGCCCAGCUCUGGUUUCCAUUCACAGCUUUCUGGUGGUUUUUAUAUUUUCUACAUUUAUUUUGUAGCUUCUUUCGAUGCCUUUAAAAACAGCUCCGGACGUUAGAAUGGAUCUACUUCACGGUCUUUCUUCACAUGUCAGUUUUU
Messenger RNA from Salarias fasciatus (jewelled blenny), 3260 nucleotides. It is a transcript of the gene cntn6, whose product is annotated as contactin 6. Gene Ontology annotation, molecular function: cell-cell adhesion mediator activity. Gene Ontology annotation, cellular component: plasma membrane; axon. The record is from RefSeq and is a predicted model, not a curated record. The transcript is spliced from 22 exons. Lineage: Eukaryota; Metazoa; Chordata; Actinopteri; Blenniiformes; Blenniidae. The coding region runs from base 107 to 3181 and encodes 1024 amino acids. Gene Ontology annotation, biological process: axon guidance; cell-cell adhesion; brain development.